ACAACAUCACCUCUCACCCUCUCAUAUAUCCAACCCAACAACAAAUAAUCUCUCUUCCAAAACUCCAACAUGCAGCUCACCAACCUCCUCCCCGCCGCAGUCCUCCUCGCAUCCACCACCUCAGCAACAACAUUCAAAAACUUCCAAGACAUCUCCUGCAAAGCCUGGAACGAAACCUACGUCAAGGUAACCAAGGAAGAACUCCAAAAAGUCGUCCAAAACGGCUACGCAACAGCCCGUGUCACCGAAACCGGUGCCUCUGUCUAUUUCAACACGCCCGAUCAGAGGAAGAAGUGCCCUCCAAACUCGGAGAACAACUUCAAAUGGAUUGAUGUUCCUCAGUGGUCUGAAGGGUACCCCAAAGGUCCUGGAUUCGGCGCUUCUGUUGCUGCUAUUUACUACAAGGAGACGGAUACUUAUGCUCUUUGCCGCAAUAUGGGAAAUGUGCAGCCGAAUGGAUACGCUGGUUUGUGCGACGUAUAUUCCCCUUAGGGGAAAAGGGAUAGCCUGCAUGCUCGCUUUGAGAUCAGUUCGGGCUGGAAAUCGACUCAGUAGUAGUAGUCGUGCGACGUAUAUGUCUAGGUCAUCCUGAGAUUAUCUCACACGGGGGUUUUGAGGAAGUCAUUGUAUGUGUGGUCACAUAGGAUUUUUGUAUAUAGCUUUUUUUUUUUUUUUUUUUUUGCAGUGGUAGUCGCGAUGCUGAGAAUGUCUUCCAAGACCGUAAUUCAAAUUUGUUACUGUCA
Messenger RNA from Pyrenophora tritici-repentis Pt-1C-BFP, 743 nucleotides. RefSeq lists its product as uncharacterized. The record is from RefSeq and is a predicted model, not a curated record. NCBI's taxonomy places the organism in Eukaryota, Fungi, Ascomycota, Dothideomycetes, Pleosporales, Pleosporaceae.